CAUAAUAUGUAAAAGUCAACUCAAAAUCGUGGUGGAAGCGCAACAAGUUGUUAAGUUUUUUGUAACCCUUAUUUGAAUUCUAAAAAUAAACUGUAGUUUUGUUAUAAACUGAAAUUUGUGCUGUGUAGUUAGGCUUCAUUGCCAAAGUGCCUGAAAUAUGGACCAAUUUAUGUUUGUUCUUAUGAAAAUAUCAAAGUUUGUCUCUUGGAUUAUGUGUCAAAAUAACCUAACCCAAGCCAAGUAGGUUGGGAUAGGAUGAUGGGAGAAAAUAUAACCAUAAGUGCCUUAAACAAAUCUUCAAUAUUAUUUAUAAAGAAAACUAACAGUUUAUUAAUUUUAAAACUUUUUAAUAAUUUACGUGAUAGUAAAAGUGUUGAAUCUGAAGAAGAAAAUCAACUCUUAUUGUGUAUUCUCUUGGGUGCCUUAUGUUCAAAAUCUGUGCCUAAUAUAUUUCUUGUUGAUUUUAAACUUUCGAUAGUUAACAAAGGAGAAAAUAGGUCCAGAAAAAGGAAAUUAAUAACAAGGUGAGAACAAAAUCUCCAACAUAGUACUAUCAGUAAGCUUUAAGUAAUAGAGAAUAGUUUACUCGUAGGAUAUGUUUAUUGUGGGCUGACAACGAAGUAUUAAUUUGAUAUAACAAAAUACUGCGUAAAAGAAAUUUCUUAAUUGUUGAUCAACUCUUGAGUAAAUAACAAUAUUAAAACAACACAGUAAUUUGGAAAUGAGUUGUAGAGCUGAUGCAAAUUGUAUGGAGGUAUAAAUUCAUUAUUAUAAAAAUUUAUCAUUGAAAAUAAAUAAAGAAAGUAUAUAUAAUAAUAUAAUAUAUAUAUAUAUAUAUAUAAUAAUUGAACAAAAAAAUCAGCUAUGUCAGCCAAAACUAUCAAAGAAUUUGUGGAUAAUGGUCCAUAUGUAUUGAAAAAUAAUAAAUUCAAUUCAAAUGUUGAAAACCACGCGGAAGAGAAAGAUAUUGCUGUAGAAAAUGUUAUUAGACGAUUGAAACAAAAAAAAAGUAUAGAAGUUAAAAAAGUUAAUGAUAUGGAUUCAAAACUAAAGCAAAUUUCUCCUUUGUUGGAAAAAAAAACUGAAGUUGCUGAAUCUUAUCAAUCAUUGUCUUCUAUUAUAAACCUCAAUCCAUUUCAAAAUGAUGAUUCCAAAGCAGUAGUUACUGAACAAAAAAUUUACAACAAAAUAGCAUCUGCUAAAACAACGAAUUACUUGGAAAUUGAAGAUGAUGAGAUAGAAGACUAUUUAGAAAUUGAUCAAAAUGUUGUAGAAGAUUUAGAGGCUUUAAUUCCUGAAGAAGAAAUUGUAUCCAUUAGUAAUUCGCUGAUUCAACCUGAAAAUCAGUUAUUACCUAAAUCAGAGAAUCCAGCAAUUUUAGAUGCCAAACAAGAGGGUACAGAAAUUUCAGAGCCUGUAUUAAUAUGUGAUUUAAAUCAGUCUGAGGAUCCCAAACAUAAAAGAAAAUCUCAAGAUAUUGAGAUUAAACAUGACGAAGAAAUUGAGAAUAAAGUUGACAUGGGUGAAGAAGAUUUGGUUGUAACCGACUCUCCUAGUAAAGGUGAAAUGGAAUCAGAGAAGAAAAAUUGUAACAAAAUGAUCAAUAAUAACGAGCCUGACACUAAAAUAACUAAUUUGAAAACAAGUGAAAUUACAGGAGUAGAAAUACAAAAUUCAAUUAUACCUAAUCAUAAUAAUAAUAAUAAUAAAGCUUCUUCAACAAAACAAGAUCCAAGAAAUCAUAAAAGAUUGAAAAUGAAUUCAAAUACAUCAGGUGCAAACUCAAGAAAAAUAACUGAUUUUUUUAUUCCCAGUGCCACAAAAAUGACAGAUUCUGAGGAACAAAAAUCUAAGAUAACCGAUAUUUCACCCAACAAAAAUUUUGAAGAUGAUAUGACAAAUCUUUCCUCCGAAAUUAUUAAUGUUAAUAAAGAGGAGUUGUCAAUCAACAAAAGAACCCUUCGUAGUAGGUCUAAAUUACCCUUAAAUGAAUCCAAAACAAAGGAAUCACAAUUUAUAGAUCAAAUUCUCAAUUGUGGUAUCAAAGAACAAACUGCAGAUGUGGUAACUUCAGCAGUUCAAAUGGAAAUUGUCAAUACAAAUACCACUAACGAACUGAUAGAUUCAUCUAUUAAUUUACAUAGUACAGAAUUGAAAAAUGAAACAUUGGUUUCUGUUUCAAAAGAAAUUGAAUCUUCUGAAAAAACUAUUGAUCAAAUUGAAAAUAAAACAUUUAAUGAAGUGUCAAACUCUCUCGAACUGGUAAAAACAUGUAGAGAAAGAAGACAGCAAUCACAAUCUGAACCUUCUGAAAUAAUUUCAAUAAGAGACAAUUUCACUCGUAAAUAUCAGCCUAAAAGAAAAAGUAAAAAAAGCGGUAUCAAUAUUUUAUCUGAGUGUGAAGAAAAAAAUGAUAUUCUGAAAGAUGAAGGACAAAAGCUACUAGAAGGAAUGAUUUCGAAUAACUUGCAAGAAAAUAAUGUUAUCGAAAAUAAUCAAAAAGAAGAGAUAAUUGUUCCAAAAUCAUUGAUUGAAUCGGAAUUGAAAAAUAGCAAUGAAAAUCCUAUGUUUGCAGAAAAUACUCUUGAAGAAAAUCAGGAUGUACCUAUUGAGAAUCAGCAUAUAAAUAAGAUCACCAAAAAAAGAAGGAUUACUAAUCAAAGAAAAACUACAAAAGUUGAAAAUACUUCUCAAAAUAUUACAAUUGACGAUGUUGAAACCAAGCAAAGUAUGAAGAGAAAAAGACAAACACGAAAUAGAAAUCAAAACAAAAAUUCAAAACAAAAAAAGGUUGUUGAAAGUCUAGGUACUUCGCCAAUUGAGACUUUACAGAAAAAUAAAGAAACAAAAUUGAAGAUAUACGAUUUUGAUGAUAAAUCGAAUGAAGAAAUAGAAGAGUUGCAGAAAUCAGCAAAAAAGAAAAAAUUGCAUGUUUCGGAAAUAAUUCAACUUGAAAACCAGACAGUAACUCCCACUGAAGAAGAGAGUUCAAAUAUGUCAGUUAAUAAUUCAAAGAAGCUAGUAGAACCAGAAAUUAUCAAUAAUAAUAGACUGAACAAUAUACCUGAGAAUAUUGAAAGUUCUGUUGAAUCAUCAGAUAAUAAGUCUGGUUUUGAAGUGGGUGAAGAUAAACCAGAACUCAAAGAUGUAGAUUAUAAUAGCUCUACAUCAAAUAACACACCUUCUAAAGCAACUGUUGAAACUGGUAAACUAAGUAAUGAAUUCAGUCAGAACUGGAAGCCAGUAUACGGACCAUACAAAAGAAUUGACAGGUGUAAUGUGUGCCUUCUGUCCUUUAAGAGUUAUAAAAAACUACGAGCUCAUAAGAAAAUUCAUGAGGUGGAUAAUCCAUAUAAAUGCCAAAAGUGUGAUGAGUCUUUUGAGGAUGUGGAGAUGUUAGCUGCUCACCUUCGAAUACAUAAAGGUAAAAUGCCAUUUGCUUGUAAAAAGUGUGAUGCUACAUUUUGGACAUCAUUUCAAUUGGACAAACAUCAACUUGUUCAUGUUUUGAAGAAAGGACCUGCCCCAACGAAGCCUCCAUCCAAAGUCUUUAAGUGUGAAGAAUGUGGAAAAGAAUUCAAAAAAAUUUGUGAUUUGGAACGACAUACUCGAGUCCAUACAGGGGAAAAACCUUCCGUUUGUAACAUUUGCAAUAAGAGAUUUCAACAGGCAUAUAACCUCAAUAAGCAUUUGUAUACACAUACCCAGGAAAAAAAUUACGAAUGCGUAAUAUGUCAAAAGAAGUUUGGCCGAAAUGAUGUUCUCAAUAGGCAUGUCCUCACCCAUUCAAUUAUAAAACCUUUCCGAUGUUCUAUUUGCUCAAGAACAUUCAUCAGAAAUAGUCAACUGAAGCUACAUCUUCGCAAGCAUCAUGAUUUAGAUGAGGAUCCAGGAAACUCAUCAAGUACUGUUGAUGAACCUGUUCCCGGCACAUCAGCUACUACGUCGUAAAGGAUAAUAUGAAGUGUGAUUGUUAUGACUUAAGUGAAUGAAGGUGCUGUGUAUAUAUUAUAUAUAGUGAAUUUUUUUUGUUUUGAAGUUUAUUUACAGGAGUUGUAUUUUUGAACUCUUAUUACUUUACUUGUUCAACAAGAUACAUUGGAGAAUUUUUUUAUCCUAUGAUUAGACUAGGAAACAAAUUGUUUACGUUUUAUCAAUGUAAUUUUUCAACAUUUUCAAGAAAUGCAUCGAAAGUAAUAUAUUUGCUUCCUUAAUCAACAUCAUAUUACUGGUAUAUAUUUAGUGUUAUCAUUUAUACCUCUUCAAAACUGAAACUGUUAUUGAAUUUUUUUAUUAAAUUCAUGAUGCCAAAAACAUUGAAAAGAAAUCAGUGACUUGAGAAAAUUUUACCUAUGAAAAUAAUGUAUAUAAUUGUUGCUCUUUCAUCGACCUAAAAAUCCUUUUAAGGUAUUAUGUACAUGUCUUGAUUUUCAUGAUAUAAUUUCUGAAUGAAUGAAUAAUAAUAUUUUCUCUUGCGAUUUCAAAUAGUCAUUUUUUUUAGCAAUUUUGUAUUGCUCAUACCACAAUAAUUAAUUCAUUAACAGAUCUAUUAUUUCUAUUGAUUUAAUUAAUUGUUUAUGUACUUGUUUCAUUACAUUUAUGUGGUUGGUCUUCUCAUUAUUUUUUAUGCUACUUUUUUAGAAGAUAUUUUAUACAUCAUUUCUAAUCAUGGGUCUAUUUUGUCGAGUCUACAAGAUUUUUAUUUAAUAUAUAUUUAGGCAUGUACAUGUUCUGUGUGAUUAGUAUGAUAGAAAUAUUUACAAAUCAUUCAUUGAAAUCAAGAGAUAUCCGACUAUGGAAGUUCUAUAGUUAUUUUGGCAAACAUUGAUCUUAAAUUUAACAAGUUUCUUUGUAAGUCAGGUAUCUCUAGUAUAGAAUUUAUUUGAAUCUAAAAAGUGCCUUCCAAAAAAAUUUGUGCCUUGAUGAAAUUUUUUUCUUUUAAGCCCAAAAUAUUGUGUGUAAUGUUGAUUUUGGUUGUGCAAUGAUGUAAUAUCAUGAUAGAAUAAAUCAUAAUUUAAUUUUAA
Messenger RNA from Harmonia axyridis, 5024 nucleotides. Its product is annotated as zinc finger protein 37 homolog. Gene Ontology annotation, molecular function: RNA polymerase II cis-regulatory region sequence-specific DNA binding; DNA-binding transcription factor activity, RNA polymerase II-specific. The transcript has 3 exons. Bases 865 to 3951 code for a protein of 1028 amino acids. NCBI's taxonomy places the organism in Eukaryota, Metazoa, Arthropoda, Insecta, Coleoptera, Coccinellidae. Gene Ontology annotation, biological process: regulation of transcription by RNA polymerase II. The record is from RefSeq and is a predicted model, not a curated record. Gene Ontology annotation, cellular component: nucleus.